Heterobasidion irregulare TC 32-1 is the source of this 1008-nucleotide messenger RNA. RefSeq names its product non-plant terpene cyclase class 1 (gene tcn1). Lineage: Eukaryota; Fungi; Basidiomycota; Agaricomycetes; Russulales; Bondarzewiaceae. Bases 1 to 1008 code for a protein of 335 amino acids. The transcript has 4 exons. The record is from RefSeq and is a predicted model, not a curated record.
AUGACCCGACCAUCGCAGAAGAUUUUCAUUCCCGAUACGCUCGCUCAAUGGCCUUGGGCCCGUCACCUCAACCCGCACUACGCGGAGGUGAAGAAGGAGUCGGCGGCAUGGACAGAGAGUUUCAAGGCCUUUAGUUCCAAAGCGCAACACGCUUUCAACCGCUGCGAUUUCAAACGAUGCCGUACCGGCUGCGACUUGAUGAACCUGUUCUUCGUGAUCGACGAAUAUUCAGAUGUUUCCGGUGAAGCUGAGGUUCGUGAGCAGAAGAACGUCGUCAUGGAUGCAUUGAGGAAUCCCGACAUACCGCGUCCAAAAGGAGAAUGGAUCGGGGGAGAGGUUGCUCGCCAGUUUUGGGAACGAGCAAUCCCCCAUGCUAGCGAACGAUCGCAGAAGCGUUUCAUCGAUACUUUUGACCAGUAUCUAGAGGCAGUUGUAGCUCAAGCUACUGACCGAAGCCACUCAAACAUUCGCGAUAUUCAGAGCUACCUCGAGGUUCGCCGGGACACGAUCGGAGCCAAGCCUUCUUUCACCAUCCUGGAACAGGAUAUGAGUAUUCCUGACGAGGUCUUCGAGCACCCGACCAUGCACGAUUUGCAUAUAGCAACCAUUGACAUGCUCUGUAUUGGAAAUGACAUUGUCUCGUAUAACCUUGAGCAGGCUCGAGGGGACGACUCUCACAACAUCGUGACAAUCGUUAUGAACGAGUUGAAGACGGAUGUAGAAGGCGCCAUGGACUGGGUGGCCAAGUAUCAUGUGGAGCUAGAGACUAAAUUUUUCGACGCCCUAGGGAGGGUGCCAAAAUGGGGAAAGCUGAUCGACUCAUGGGUAGCCGAGUACUGCGAUGGCUUGGGAAACUGGGUGCGAGCAAAUGAUCAGUGGAGCUUCGAAAGUGAGAGAUACUUCGGGACGAGGGGCGUUGAGAUCAUGAAAUCGAGAUGGGUUACCUUGAUGCCCAAGGAGCGCACGGAGGAUAUAGGUCCUCAGGUCGUCAAUGGAUCUAUUUUGUGA